Molecule: messenger RNA, 3764 nt
Organism: Oxyura jamaicensis (ruddy duck)
Lineage: Eukaryota; Metazoa; Chordata; Aves; Anseriformes; Anatidae
Product: NHS-like protein 2
Exons: 7
Biological process (GO): cell differentiation
Source: RefSeq, a predicted model, not a curated record
CGCACGGUGCUGGCUCAGCACCAGCCCCGAGCCCGCAGCAGCGCUCGCAGGAAAGCUGGUCGCCCCCCUCCCUCUCAUUCUGCUCCCUCCUGCUCGCAGCCACCUCUAACCUGGACCUUGAGAGCAAGAAAGCCGCCCACACCAAGCUGUCAUGGCAGCAGCCCGUGAACGUCUUCCUGGCUGCCGGCCGCCCGCCGGGCAUGGAGCAGCUGCACCAGGAGGCUCAGCUCAACCUCCAGAGCUUGCUGCAAGAGGAGUAUGAGGAGCAGUACGAGAGCAGGGUGACCGGGCAGACCUUCCGCGCCGCCGGCCACCCGUCCCCCGGCACCCCCCCGGAGCCUUCGCCCCGUCCCCCGCCCUCCAAGCGCCUCGAGUUUGUGCUUAUGCCCCCGAGCCGGCGAGCCAACGACGAGGAGAGCAGCGGUGCCACCGCGCUGGGCGUGAGGCCACCCGACGCCUCCCUGAGCCUCCCCACCACCCCCGACAAGCAGACAGCCUGGCCCAGGGCCUUCCCCCUGCCCACCGUGGAGGAGAAGCAGUGGCACCAGCCCUGUUCCGUGCAGACCAACGUUGUCCCCAUCAACGUCUCGGGGCAGCACUUUGCUAGGCACGCGAGUGCUCGUCACUCCCUGUUUAACACAGAGACCGCGAUGAACCCCAAGUCCACCCUGCGGCGUAGACGGACCAUUAUCGGAUUCCCUAACAUGUCCCUGCGAGACCAAGGCAGCGCCAACGGCCCCGCGCCCACCACGCGCCCACCCAUCACCGAGUCCCUGUCCUGCAGCUUCGAGCCCGCGAGCGGGGGGAAGCCCCCCCAGGAGAUAAGCCCCCGCCAGCCGCUCUCUGCCCCAUUGAGGAAGACCUUCAGCGACCUCGGGGGGACGCUGCAGGCACGCUGCUGCCCACCCUCCACCCCCAUGGACAGCGUGGCCACCCCCGGCACCUGCAAUGGGCCUCAGGGCACCCCCUUUCCCUCACCCUGGGGUGCCAGCUCCUUCGGCUACACCGCCCCCCCCAGCCCCACUGCUGGCCAGGGCGCCUCACCGGGCAGCUCCGGCAUGGGCUCACCCGCCGGCACCGACCGGGCGGCCUCCUUCUUCAUCGCCCAGGAGGAGCGCGUGGGGAGCGCCGGGCCCGGAUCCUUCACUGCUGCGGUGCCCGAGUCCCCCCCGGGCUCCGGGGGCCCCCGGAGGUGUGAUGGACGAGAGGCCAGGGUGAACUUCUCGCCGGCAAGCAAAGAGGAGCCGGAGCCGGCAUCGGAGCCGUCACGCCUCGGGGUGGAGCGGGCAGGGUGCCGCUUCCGCGAGCGGUCACUGUCGGUGCCCACCGACUCGGGGUCCCUCUGCUCCGUGGACAUCGCCUACGCCGAGGCCCGGCGGGGCAGCACCAACUGCGCCCUGGGCUACCCCAGCGCCGGCUCCGAGGGCAGCACCAGCACCGACAACAUCUCUCUGGGGCCGGAGCCGGAUGGCCAGCGGCGGCGGCGCUCCAAGAGCAUCUCCCUCAAGAAGGCCAAGAAGAAGCCCUCGCCGCCCACCCGCAGCGUCUCGCUGAUCAAGGACGGGCAGGACGGCCCUGCCGCCCUGGGGCUGCCCAGGGAUCAAAGACCCAAGAGCCUGUGCAUCCCGCUGGACCCCCCCAGCCACCGGCUGGUGCACGCGGACCCCCAGGGCAGGGAGCCCGACGGCCCGGCCGCCCCCCACCAGUGGUAUCUGGCAGACUGGAAGACCGGUGAUGCCUACCGGUCCCUCUCCGGCUCAAGCACGGCCACGGGGACCACGGCCGUUGAGUGCGUCAAGGCACGGGGCAGCUCUGAGUCCCUCACGUCCCCCUCCAUCUCCAGAGCCACAACACCCUCCCAGCUCUCGGCGGAGGCUGACCUCAAAACCUCCUCCCCGGGCAGGCCCACGGGGCUGAUGUCCCCGUCCAGCGGGUACUCCAGCCAGUCGGAGACCCCCACCCCGACCGUCCCCACCUCGGCCAUCCUCGGGCACUCCCCACACCAGGUGCGGGUGAGGCCACUGGUCCCUGAGAGGAAGUCUUCGCUGCCACCCACAUCCCCCAUGGAGAGGAGCCCCAAGUCCAGGCUGUCCUUCGACCUCCCUCUCACACCACCCGCCCACCUUGACCUCUCGGGGCUGAAGAUCUCCCUGAAGGGGAAGACGAAGGUCAGCCGGCACCACUCCGACUCCACCUUCGGCACCAAGCUGGCCCAGAAGACCAGCCCCAUCCAGCCCAUCAUGCCCGUGGUCACCCAGUCCGACCUGCGCUCCGUCCGCCUGCGCUCCAUCAGCCGCUCCGAGCCAGAGGACAAUGCCGACGGCCUGGAGCACGCCGAGGAUCCACCACGCGUCCCCUGCCCGGGCCCGGAGAGGAAGGUGAAGCCGCCGGUGGCAGAGAAGCCGCCACUGGCCAAGCGUCCCCCCAGCAUCCUGCCCAAGCCCCCGGCCCUGCGGGAAGAGGGCCCCCUGUACCCUACGUCCCCACCAAGCAUUGCUACCAAGGACGGCUUGGCAAUGCUGCGAAAAGGGGAGCCGAGGAGGGGCCCGGGGGAGCCCCGGCGGCUCUCACAGGGCAGCCUGGAGGAUGAGCCGCGGCCGGAGGGGGAGCGGAGGAAGGCCAAGGUGCCGCCGCCGGUGCCCAAGAAACCCAGCGUGCUCUACCUACCGCUCGCCCCAGCCCCGGUGCAGCAGGGAGGAGGUGUGGGGGACCCGGCACCCACCCCCAGCCCCAUCAUCACGCUGGACACCGAGCCCAGCUGCUGCCACCCCGACGCCGAUGACCCACUGCCCACAGAGGUCCCAGGCACAGCACAAGCUGGCGAGACCCCUUUGGAGCAAGGCAGCUUGUCUGAGGCCGGCACAGAGGAGAAGAGCUUUGCCAGCGACAAGACAGCCGACUCCAUCGCGGAGGAGGACGAUGAUGUCUUUGUGGCAUCCCGUACCACAGAGGAUCUCUUCACCGUCAUCCACAGGUCCAAGAGAAAGGUUCUGGGGCGGAAGGAGCCUGGUGACACCUUUGGCAGCCGGCCCAAUUCCCACUCACCCGUGAAGACGUCGGGCUCACCAACAAGUGAGUCCCCUGGAGCAGUGGUCAGCACCGGGAAGUCCUCCAGCAGGAAUGAAGAUUUUAAGGCCUUGCUCCAGAAGAAGAGCAGUAAAACCAGUGCUGGUACCAGGCCGUCUGCAGCUGAACUGCUUAAGACCACAAACCCGCUGGCUCGGAGGGUCAUGACAGAGUUUGCCCCUGAGCUGGAUGGUGCAAACAGCCCCAAAAGCCAGCCCUAACCUUGCACAGACCCUUCCUGGCCACAAAGGGCUCGAGAUGGCUGCGGGGGGAGCCUUGCUGCGAGCGGUAGCUUUAGGCACUCAGGUCUCUGCAGAAGGGGUGUCCUGGCUGUCUCGCUGGGGCUUCUCUCAUGCUCUCAUUUCUUCCUGGGCAAAUCCUCUUUGGUUCCUCUCCGAUGGGAGAGCCACCGUCAGAGAGGCAGUGUUGGGACCUGAGGCCCCCAUGUCCCCGGCGGAGGCGGGCUGCUCGCAGGAGGGAAGAGGCAGGCAUGCAGCACCGCAGCGGGGACUGUCCCCUGCUGAGCUGGCCCCAGGACCCGGCACCUCCUGUGGCACUGGGCUGGCAGCUCCCACUGCUCCUCGGGAACAGAGUGGGACAGCAGCCCCAGGCACCCUCCAGCACCCGCAGCAAAGCUAGCUUGAAACUGUUUGGUCACUCGGCAUGUGGUACUUUAAAUGGCUUUUUCUAAUGCACAA